Messenger RNA from Arctia plantaginis, 6864 nucleotides. The record is from the annotation of a GenBank genome assembly. NCBI's taxonomy places the organism in Eukaryota, Metazoa, Arthropoda, Insecta, Lepidoptera, Erebidae.
AUGGAGACAAAUGAAGAAUACGGAAAUUUACGGCCCUGCGGCAGUAAUAUUGAACUGGAAAAGUUCAAGCGGCGGUUGAUUCGGGCCGUGGCUCGAAUGCUGCUGCAUGAAAAGAGAAACGAAGAAGAAGUGUGGGUAGGGCUGAGAAAAGAGACAGGCUGUGAUUGUAAGGAGCUAUGGAGCCGUAUGCAUGCUUUGACUAUAAAGAAAUUGGACCGUUUGUUGCAAGUCGAAGAUCGCGCUGAUUUAUUGCCGAAACCAGCUCGUAUGUCUAUCACGGAUUGGUUGUUGUUUGACACGGUACUCGUGCACGAAGACUUCGACGUUAUUGGUAUGAAAGAAACUACAACCGAAGAUAAAAAGAUCUUAGUGGAUCUAUUCGACCUGGUGGAGAAGCACACAAUAGAAUUUUUAGCUGGCGACGAGUUGACCGAAGCCUGGUUGAGGGUUACCUUAGAAUAUAAUAGCGACGGCCGCCAAUGUACUCCAAUGUUACUUCAACGACGCUGGUACCAGCUUAAAUUGGCCACCAGAGCCCGGUUUUACAAAUACUGGUCAGUGUAUAAAGGUAUCGUGAAAAGGCAACAGUUGGCCGAACCAUUCAAACCGACACCGUUGCAGGCAAGGAUUGCUUUUCGAUACAAGCCAUUGGUGGUCAAACCUUUUAUGUUAUGGGAAGAAUUAAUAAAGAAUACUCUCGUUAUAUCACCGGAAGCGUUUGAACGCAAAGAAAACAUCAAGGCAGCCCAUAGUGACGAUAUCGACCCUGACGUCAUGUGCAUAGAACCAGUCGUAGAAACAAUCGACUUAGACGUCGAUUCCAAAUCAGAUGAAGAGCUAGAAUACAGGAAAACAUCCCAAAGUAAUGAUCAGGCACUAAUAACAGUAAAGCAAGAACCGAUAGAUAAAGAUAUCGAUGAAAAUACUCCUUCUGAAAAUCGUCAAAAAAAAAUUCUUCAUUUUGCUGAAGCUGCUAUGGAGGCAACUGCAAUUGCACUUGAUGAAAUUGAACUAGUUGAUGAUACAGCUAGUCUUCUGUCCCCACAUCCGGAAGUAGAGACUGAUAUUCCACAUAUGGAUCCUAUGGUCAACGAUGAAAAUGAUGAAACCGCAGUAAUAGAAGACUCCUGUGAGGCCAACUUAGCAAACGUAAGUGAAGCUAACUGCGGUCUUGUAAAAGGAAAUGAAACUACAACCAGCAAUGAUUGCGAAAAUGUAGAAAGCCCAUUAGUAGAAGAUGUAGAAACCCAAAAUAAUAACAUUGACAUGCAAAAAGAACCAGAACAGGUGUUACCACAAAUAACCAGCAUUUUUGGUGGCUUCGACGUCUCGAGUGAAAAUCUAUCAAAAAUUAGCCUUUUUACAGCGCAAAUAUCCAAAUUCCCGCUUAAAGCUACACUUGAAAAUGAACAUAAACCAGAAAACACGAGUGCUAAAUCGAUACCACUUCACGAUGAUUCGGAUGAGUUGAUCAUUGUCGAUGAUGCUAAGAUAAACGUGGACAAAGUUGCCAUUAAAGAUGAAUCUGCAUCUUUUAAAUCUACCAAUAGUAAAUUAAAUUGUGAUGACAAUACAAAACCAGAUUUAACUAAAAGAUGGUUUGGUGAUUUGUCUAACGACAUCGAUUUUGCCGAUGAUGGGAUUCAACUUGUAGAUGAUGGAAUCGCUUAUGUAGAUGAUGAGUCUGCAUACCAAAUGCCCGAGAUAAAAAGUGAAAUUAUGUCUAUAAUCGAAAUAGACGAACAGGAUUCUGUACUGGAGACAAUGGAAGAAGACGAACCAAAAGUCGAUGAAAAACUACUUUUAGUUCCAGUAGUAAAAAUGGUAAAACUAGACGAUUUGGGUAUAUUGCCUAUACCCUUGAUAAGCCAUGUCGAUUCUAAAAGUUUAAUAGACAUUAUAACAGCUAAAACUAAACCAAUUAAGAAAGAGGUAAAUUUAUCAAGACCUAUAAAAAAAGAAAUAUACGCGUCAAAUCCUAUAAAAAGAGAGGCAGAUGAAUCGGAAUCAUCUGAUGGCGGUAUAGUUGAAAAUAUUAAAAGAGUAAAACUAUCAAGCAAUCUGCUACAGAAACCACGUUCUCGAACGUACAAUCCUAUACAGUUAUGCAAGAAUCCCGAUUUUAAUACCAGGCUUAAAAAGUUAAACGUUGGCUUCUUUAGCUCGGCUCGUAAUCGAUUAUUGCUGAAAGCUUGCAAACCACUAAGUAUAGAUGUUAGCAAAGCCUUUGAGCAUAAACUUGUUCAAGGAACAAUGUAUUUGGAAAUGACUGACAGUGAAAGCCUACACAAAGAUUUAGAACCAGAAGAGAAUAAUCAAAAUGUGUCUGUAGUGCCAUCAGCAAUGGCCGUACAGAGUCUCAUAGAUAAUACCAGAGGUGAUAUUCCGCCCAUGUCUUAUUCGCCCAUUCAGCAGCAGAAACCGGUACAAUUACCUCCUGUAGCAUGUGAAAGGAAUAGAAUUAUAAACUUGCCUGAUAUAUCCGAGAUUCGAAGAAUUAAUCAACAGCUUCUAACAGCAGAAGUAACACCACUACAAGUAAGGAACGGUUCCAAUCAAGUACCCGUGACUCUUGUCAAUACAAGAAAUGUUGAAAGUUAUCCUAAAUAUAUGUUUACUACAAACGAUAAAUCGAUUGCGGGCCCUGCUAGUAGAACAAAGUUAAUGAGUCAACAAGUGGUAGAUAUAACUAAAGAAGAUAAUAUUAGUAAAGACGAUUCACAAACGAAAAAUGUAGCAGGAAAUAAGGAUAGUACGAAAACUACUUACAAACCUCCUCCAUGGAAACCUAGGCUCAAACCAGAAGUACCUUGGUACAGUACUAAGAAUAGUAUUUAUGCAGAGGAUACCCUCUUAGCUUUAGAUUCCCUUAAUAAAAUGUUAUAUCUCAUAACCGAUAUGACUGCAACCACACCCAAUAUGCCGCCAGGAAAGGGUAAUAAAGGGAAGAAAAAAGGUGCUGCGCGUAAAGAAAAAUUAACUGUUAAACCCUCACUUGAAGAUGAUAACGGUAACGAUGAUGUACAAGUUGUAAGUGAAAUUAAACUAGACAAUGCAGAAGCUAAAAAAUGUAGAAAGGGCAAAACUCUUCAAUCCAAUACCGAUAGGAAACAAAAACUUCUCUACUGUUGUUGGGCCCGUGAAAGAAUAUGCCAACUAAUAUUUUCGAAGAAGCAAAUAACUAAACAUAAGUGUCCAUUUCCGUUAUGUUUGUGUUGUUGUAGAGCCGCUUUGGUAGAGUUCAUUAGGAAAAAAAAGGAAGUUGUCAAACCUAAAAGAGCAACGGGUGCAUUACCCUUAGGUUUUCAAACUUCUGAAUUAAGCGAUGCUGGUAGCGAAGAUGUUACCUCUGUUGAGGAAAAUAAAGAAAUUGCUGUAGUGGCAGAAGCUAUUCCUACAGAAGAAAAAACUGCCGAAAUGUCAACUUCUGAUUACCCUUCCUGCAAAGAAGAUGAAGACAUCAAUAAUGAUACCAUUGAAAGCGAAGUUAAUAUGGACACUGUGGUUAGUGGGCAUGAUUCAAACCAAGAAGAAGGGACUCAAAUGGACAAAGAAAAUGGGAGUGAUAUAAUCAUAGGUGCUGAAAUAUCUGUCACAACUUGUGAAAGUCUAGUAACAAAAGAUUCACAGAACAUUACCGCCACUAAGACAAAUAUAGUUCCAACUGUUAAACCAAAAGCCCUUAUACGGGUAAGAGCUGCGCCCUGGUCCAGAAAAACUUCAGAAAAAAGUCUAAAAAAGCAAAUUAUCCAGGAAAAACAUAGUCAAGUACAACUAGACCGAAAUUUGGUUUUCACACAGAACUUAGACGUUGUUGAAAAAGAAGUCGCCGAUGAUCCUACUAAUCUAUCCAAAAUACAAGAAAUGUCCCCUGAGAAACCUAUAAAACCUCUUCCCAACCUUACAGUUGCCAAAGUCGAAAUGCCGAAAAUUUUUUUAAAUAAAAAAAUGAUAUAUUUAAAUAGUAAACAAAUAUCAGAGCUUCCUUCGGAUAAUCCAAUAUUUUUAGGUAAAAAUAAAAUAUUAUUGACUACGGCGAUAUUUCCUCCAAAUUUCAAGGCGUUUGAAGCAUUCCAAGCUAAUAUAAGACAAACUCUAGCUCUCCCUAAAGGCAUUCAAUUGUUACUUCUUCCCUCUGGACGAUUAACUUAUAUAAGAGAUUGUAAGAUAGAAGUGAGUGAAGAAUUUAUGGCAACACUGCCACUACUGAUUUCAGCAAUUCAGCAUCAGAUAAAUGGUACUCUUGCACAACCCAUUUCAACCAAUUUACAAAACGAAGUUAUUGAUCUUUCUGAUGAUGAAACGACUGAUGUCAAAGAAAACACUGAACAACAAUCUGAAGUUUCAAUGUCUGAAAAUAGUGUAGAUCAAACAACAAGUAGUCACAAGUCGCAUACAGAAGAUACUGAGGAAAUUAGAUCUGGUGAUAUUCCUACAGUUAACAUAGAAGAAACGAAAACUGUUGUAACUGCUGUAGAGCCAAAAAAAACAAUAGAUGUAAAUACUUCUGAAAAGGUUAUCACACCUAUUGAAACCAAAGAAAACAGUGGAAAAUUUAACAACAUACUGUCUGAUUUAAUGGCAAUGUCAGGUAUUGAACAAACAGAUGUUACAUCCACCCCCAAAGAACAUUUAUCCCCAGAGGUUAGAUCUAUUCCUAAUGAAGAUUUAUCUCCAGUGGUUGCAUCUACCUCCAAAGAAAUUUCAUCUCCAGUGAUAACGGUAGAACAGUUGCACACACCAACUGGAGAAGGACCUGAUUCUAGUCAAAACAAUAACUGUAAAGAGAUACAGCCUAUUGAACACACAAUAAACCCUCCUUUGUUACAACCUAUUAAUUCUACGAUUGAGCAGAACCCCUCUGUACAAAUUGCACACACAUCAAAGGCCGACGAUACUGUUGGAAAAAUGGAGCCAAAAUUAAAAAAGGUUUUCACUAGUUCGCUUACUCCUAUAACCUCAUUAUCUGAACUAAAAUACGCAUGCGCACAAAGCGGAUCAUUUUUUAAAUUAGACUUAGAAACGGGGAUACUAAUGCCCAUAAAUGUCUGCAUGAAAAAAAUUACGGACUCCAACCAAAGAAAACAACAGUAUUUGAGAAAAUUUGGUGAAAUGGAACAUAGAAGCAGUAAUUCAUUAGAUCCGAAACCAAUCAUUGAUUUAACUGAUGAUGAUGAUGUCUAUAAAGUCACUGACAUAACACAGGCAAUACUAGAAUCAAAUUUGACAGCAAGUCAAUCGAUUGAAAUUCUAGAUCAAAGACCGGCUUAUGUUGACCAAACCACAAGCUCAUCUGACUUAGACGCAAGAUAUGAAGGAGUCAGUGGAAGUUUGGUAGACGAUGACAUCAGUAGUAGUGUUAUAGACCAACGAGUCAUUGGUAAUAAUGUUAACAAAGAUGGUGAAGUGAAACCGUUAAAGUUAUUUAAAUCACCAGCUAUCCGCCCAAGUAUAUUAGAGCGAAAAUUAAAACAAAUACAGAAGAGGAUCAUCGACGCAUCGUUAGCCAUAGACUCUGAGCGUCGAAAGUUAAAAAGAAAACAGGAAUUUAAUACCUCGAUACGUGAUGAUUUUUCAAACAAUCUAGGUAAGAAAUUACCAUCAGACGACUCCUCCGACGACGAACCUUUGGCCAAAAUAGCCACAAAAAUCAGAGCAGCAGGAAAAGUUGAAACAGAAAUUAAUCAAAAUGUAAGUGAAACACGAGAAGAGAAAAGAGAAAUAAAUUUACCAUCGAACAGCAAAAUUAUAAAUGUUAAAAGUACAGAUAAGUUACCGAUUGUGGUCGAUGAGCCCAUGGACGAUGAACCUGACGUAGAUCUGCAAUUGGAGGAAAUUGAAGAUAUGCCCAUUGAAAACACAAAUAAGAUGCCUCUUUCGUGUCGAUUUUAUCAAGAAAAAUAUCCUGAAGUGGAAGAUGUAGUGAUGGUAAAUGUAAGGUCUAUCGCAGAGAUGGGAGCGUAUGUCCAUUUACUAGAAUACAACAACAUUGAGGGUAUGAUCUUGCUCUCGGAGUUGUCCAGAAGACGUAUUCGGUCUAUCAACAAAUUGAUUCGUGUCGGCAAAACUGAGCCCGUUGUCGUUAUCAGAGUGGACAAAGAGAAAGGUUACAUUGACUUGUCAAAACGUCGUGUAUCGGCAGAAGACAUAGAUAAAUGCACAGAAAGGUAUGCUAAAGCCAAAGCAGUAAACUCAAUUCUGCGUCAUGUGGCCGAGCUCCUGCACUAUGAAUCCUCAGAACAACUGGAGGAGCUGUACAAAAGGACUGCUUGGCACUUUGAGGAGAAAUACAAGAAAAAAGCAUCUGCUUAUGACUUUUUCAAACAGGCUGCUGUAGAUCCUUCCGUAUUGAAUGAGUGUGGUCUGGAUGAGAAUACAAAAGAGGUUCUACUCGCUAACAUCAAGAGGAAAUUGACAUCUCAGGCAGUCAAGAUUAGAGCAGAUAUUGAGUGUGCUUGUUAUGGCUAUGAGGGUAUUGACGCAGUGAGAGCAGCAUUGAAGGCUGGCCUUGCCCUUUCAACAGUUGAGAUGCCCAUCAAGAUUAAUCUUAUUGCACCACCUUUGUAUGUUAUGACCACAUCAACUCCUGAAAAGACUGAUGGGCUCAAAGCCCUGCAGGACGCUAUUGAUAAGAUUAAAGAAACCAUUACGGUCUCUGGGGGUGUUUUCAACGUUCAAAUGGCGCCGAAGGUAGUGACGGCGACGGACGAGGCGGAGCUGGCGCGGCAGAUGGAGCGCGCGGAGGCCGAGAACGCGGAAGUCGCUGGCGACUCCGCCGAGGAGGACGAAGACCAGGGUAUGGGCGAUGUGCGCGUGGACGACGAACCGCAACAAAAUGGCGCAUCGGACGAAGACGAAGAUUGA